Cokeromyces recurvatus is the source of this 2060-nucleotide messenger RNA. RefSeq lists its product as uncharacterized. Lineage: Eukaryota; Fungi; Mucoromycota; Mucoromycetes; Mucorales; Mucoraceae. Gene Ontology annotation, cellular component: nucleus; FACT complex. Bases 46 to 1650 code for a protein of 534 amino acids. The transcript has 5 exons. The record is from RefSeq and is a predicted model, not a curated record. Gene Ontology annotation, molecular function: histone binding; nucleosome binding; DNA binding.
UUUUAAUCGUCAAAUAAUCAUAUAUUAUAAUAUACAACAGCAAUAAUGUCAGAUAAAAAAAAUGUAGAUUUCAACUCUAUUUAUUGUGGACUUCAACCUGACUUGGGUCGUUUUCGUUUAUCACAAAAUGGUCUUGGUUGGAAAGGAGGACGUGAUCGUACGAUCAUUGUUGCUACGGAUGAUCUUAAAAAAAUGACUUGGCUUAGAGCUGCAAGAGGAUAUGAAUUAAGAAUUGUACAAAAGGACAAUACUAUAUUACGAUUUGAUGGGUUUAAACUUGAAGAUUUGGAAGAAUUAAAGGAGGCAGCUAGAAUAUUUUAUAAGAUCACAGUUGAAAUUAAAGAAGUGAGUGUUAAAGGUUGGAAUUGGGGUAAAACAGAGUUUCAAGGAUCCAAUCUUACUUUUAAUGUUGGAAAUAAAACUAUGUUUGAAUUACCUCUUGAACAAGCUAUUGCAACCAAUAAGCCUGGUAAAAAUGAAGUAGCCAUCAACUUUGUUGAUCCCGGACAACCUGCUCCUGAUGGCAUUGAUCCCAAAAAAGUAGAUGAGUUAAUGGACAUUACCUUUUAUAUUCCUGGUACAGUUGCUAAAGAAGUGACGGAUGAUGCUAAUGUAGAUGAAGAGGAAGAAGAAGUAAAUGCUGACAUGGUAUUUUAUGAAACUGUAAAAUCCAAGCUAGAACUCAGUCAAAUGACAACAGAAAAUAUUGUACAAUUCCAAGAAGCAUUAUGCUUGACACCUCGUGGUCGUUACAAUAUCGAUAUGUAUCAAGACUUUCUUCGCUUGCGUGGUAAAACAUACGAUUACAAGAUUCUUUAUUCCAAUAUCAUCAAACUAUUUUUACUUUUAAAACCCGAUGAAGUGCAUGUUUUAUUUGUGAUUGGUUUGGAUCCACCUCUUAGACAGGGACAAACAAAAUAUCCAUUCCUUGUAUUUCAGUUUGUGCGUGAAGAAGAGAUUGAUGUAGACUUAAACUUGGAAGAUCAAACUUUAGAUGAGAAAUAUGAGAAUAAGCUCCAAAAGCAUUAUGAUGCACCUACAUUUGAAGUCGUUAGUAAUGUCUUCCAAGCUUUAACAGGAAGAAAAGCAAUUACUCAAAGUACUUACAGAAGUCAUCAUGGUGCCACUGCACUUAAAUGCUCAAUGAAAGCUAAUGAAGGCUUCCUUUAUCCCUUGGAUAAAUGUUUAUUAUUUAUUCCUAAACCUCCUACAUAUAUUCCAUUGAACGAGAUUUCUAUCGUUACUUUCUCCCGUGUUGGUCAGUCAGGCGGUAGUUCGCGUACAUUCGAUAUGAAAAUUAACAUGAAGAGUGGCAAUGAUAUUCAAUUCUCUAGUAUUAACAGAGAAGAGUAUGCCAAUAUUGAAGAUUAUUUGAAGCAAAAGAAGAUUAAGGUCAAGUCUGAGGGUAAUGAAGAAACAAUUUUGACUUAUACAGAUCUUGCAGAGUUAGAUGAGGAAGAUGAGGAUGAGGAUGAAUAUGAUUCUAGAAAGAAACGCAGGACUGGUAACGGUCCUACCGAUGAUGGUUAUAGCGAUGAAGAUGAAAGUCCUGAUGAGGAUUUUGCACCCGAUAGUGAAAGUGAUGUCCCUGAAGAAUAUGAUUCAGAUGCUCAGGGUCCUUCUUCUGGAGAAGAAGAAGAAGAGGAUUAAAACAAAAAUGAAAACAAUAAAUUUUACAUUUAAUAAUACGUUACUUUUAUGAUAUUAAGUAAUACCCAUUUACUAGAAGAAGAAAAAAAAAGUUCUUACUGUCAUACAUCUUUCACUAAAAUGUCGUAAGAAAAAAUCAAAUAAAAUUAUUAAAAAAUAAAUAAAUAAUGUAAUGCCUUUCAAAAUAUACAUCGCAUAUUGCAUAUAACUGUGUAUUACAUAGGGCGGUCUGUAAGGCAGCUAUCAAAAUAUUUAACGAAAUAGCACGUAAACCCUUCAAAAGAUGAUGAUUGAAUAACUUGGUUGCAACCCCUUGCGAUUAGAGAAAUAGUAUUUCCCCCCCCUUUUUUUUUUUAAUCAUAUUUCAGUGACUUUAAGUCUUGGAAGUAAAAAUGGUAGUACAGUAUGGU